This is a messenger RNA of Copidosoma floridanum, 3505 nucleotides long. It is a transcript of the gene Rev1, whose product is annotated as Rev1 DNA directed polymerase. Gene Ontology annotation, cellular component: nucleus. The record is from RefSeq and is a predicted model, not a curated record. NCBI's taxonomy places the organism in Eukaryota, Metazoa, Arthropoda, Insecta, Hymenoptera, Encyrtidae. Gene Ontology annotation, biological process: error-free translesion synthesis; error-prone translesion synthesis. Gene Ontology annotation, molecular function: DNA-directed DNA polymerase activity; damaged DNA binding; deoxycytidyl transferase activity.
CAUGAUUGCGCGCGAAAUAGUGAAGUUGAAGUGGAGCAAUAACUUAAUUUACAUGUAAACAAUUUUUAUUUUUAUUCAAGUGUAAAUAGUGUAAAUUAUCGAAAUCAUGGCUCAGAGUAAAAAAGAUCCGGCCUGGGCUGACUGCUGCGAAGAUUGGGGAGGUUAUAUGGCUGCUAAAAAAGCUAAACUAGAAGAGCAGUUCCAAGAGUCAGCCCAAAAUCAAUUUGCCAAUCCUACAACACUUUUCAAUGGCAUUGCCAUAUUUGUCAAUGGAUAUACUGAUCCUUGUGCUGAUGAGCUUAAACGCCUCAUGAUGGCUCACGGUGGGAUUUACCAUCAUUACUUGAGAUUUCAGACAACAACUCAUCUGAUAGCCUCAAAUUUGCCUUAUUCAAAAAUUAUUGCCUACAGAAAAGCUAAAAAUCCAUUACCUUUAUGUAAACCAGAAUGGAUUACAGACAGUAUUAAAGCAGGAAAAGUACUUGAUUUUAGAAACUACCUAUUGUAUUCUCAGUGUACAAAAAAUCAGCCAUCUCUCAUGUCUCACGUUGUUAAAAAAACUGAGGUACAGGUUGACCUUCAACAAGAUUUACCAGAACGCCCCAGUUCUCCUAUAUUGAGUAGUACUAAAAGCCCCCCUACAUUUUUUUCAGUAAGAAAAAAAUUGGAGCAAAAAAAUGAAACAGUUACUUCUUCUUCAUCUGCAUCGGUCAUUGCUAAUAGCACCAAAAAUCCUGCAUUUCUAACUGAAUUUUAUAACAAUUCGCGUUUGCAUCAUAUUUCAACAAUGGGAGCAAUGUUUAAAGAUUAUAUAAGUGACCUUAGAGACAAGAAUGAUGGUAAAUUUCCUGGGUUAGAAUCCUUGAAAAAAAAGUAUAGUAAUCAAAAGUGUAAAGGUGGACCAUCAGUUACAGCAGAUGAUUCAAAUUCAGAUGAAGAUUUAUUUGACGAUGAUGAAUUUUUUCCAAAAGAAAAUUUAAUUGUUUCGAUCUCGAACGAUAAAAGUCAAAUUAUAAUGCACAUUGAUAUGGAUUGUUUUUUUGUAUCUGUAGGUUUACGCAAAAAUCCUAAUUUAAGAGGUUUUCCCAUAGCAGUCGCGCAUGCAAGAGGUAAUAAACAAAGUGGAUCUAAUGAUCCUGAGGAAUGCAGUUCGAUGUCAGAAAUAGCUUCUUGUUCAUAUGAGGCAAGACAAGCUGGUGUCAAAAAUGGCAUGUUUCUAGGUCAAGCUUUAAAACUUUGUCCAAAUUUAAAAACAAUUAAAUACGAUUUUGAAGGAUACAAAGAAGUCUCCUAUGCUUUGUAUCAUACAGUUGCUUCAUAUACAUUAAAUAUUGAGGCAGUAAGUUGUGAUGAAAUGUAUGCAGAUUGUACAAAAAUUUGUCAAUUAACUGGUGCAAGUCCUUUAGAAUUUGCCUCCAUACUAAGAAAUGAAAUCAAAGACAAGACUGGUUGUCCUGUGUCUACAGGGUUUGGAGAAAAUAAAUUGCAGGCGAGGCUGGCCACUAAAAAAGCAAAACCAGAUGGUCAAUAUCAUUUAAAAGGCGCCGAGGUUAGAUCUUUCAUCAGAACAUUGAAUGUCAGGGACUUACCAGGUGUUGGGUAUUCUACUAGUCAAAAACUACAUCAAAUGAACAUUAAAACUUGUGCAGAUUUAGAAAAAAUUUCGUUAUAUGAGCUGCAAAAAGAAUUCGGUAAAAAAAAUGGUCAGCAGUUGCACGAUAUGUGUCGAGGUAUCGACCAUAAUAAAUUAAAUUUAGAACACGUAAGAAAAUCUGUUUCUGCAGAAGUAAACUAUGGAAUUAGAUUCGAAAACACGGAAGCAGCACAUGAGUUUCUAAAAAAAUUAAGCAUAGAAGUUAGUGACAGACUGAAAAAAAAUAGUUUAAAAGGAAGAUGCGUCACUCUAAAAGUUUUAUUUCGCUCAAAAGAAGCGCCAAAUGAACCGAAAAAGUUCAUGGGUCACGGAAUUUGUGAUGCCUUUAAUAAAUCAAAAAAUUUAAUUGCUGCCACCGACGACCCCAUAAUAAUCACGAGAGAAAUCACGUCUUUAUGGAAUCAGUUUAACGAAAAUCCACAAGAUGCAAGAGGUGUUGGAAUUCAAAUGACCAAGUUGGAGUCCACAAAAAAUAAACCAGCUGUAGCCACUCUUUUUAAAUUCAUCGAUAAAAUGAAAGAGCAAGAAAAAGUUAUCAAAGAAUCCAAUAAUGUUAGUCAUUUUAUCAAUGUUGCAGGAGAAAAUGAAUCUGAAAUAAAAGAAAUUAUUGCAAUUUCCAAUAAACUCCAAAACAAAACAAUAACAGAUCAUAGAAAGUCCAAUCUACAAGAUAGAAAUAAAAUUACGUUGAAUCUAAAAAAGGAAAUACCUGAAGUGAUUACACUGGAUAGUGAUGAUGAAGAUAGUUCUAAUAUGGGUGGAAAAACUAUUAGUGACGCUAAAAUCGUGAUUUGCGAGUCAAACAAUGAGGAGUUUAAAAAGCCGGUGACUAAUCAAUUAAAAAAUCCUAGUCAAUUCAAGCAAACGAAGCAACCGGAAUAUUUUAAGCAAAUAAAGCCAAACGCUAAUAAAUCUGGUAAAUUUGCAAUGCCAGAUAUUCAGGAAGUCGAUAUGAAAGUGUUAAUCGAACUGCCUGAAGAAAUUCGCAAUGAAAUUCUUAAUGAAUAUGCAAACAAGGGAAACGAAGAAGCUAGAAAAAUUCCAGAAAAUCCUCAAAAAAAAGUCACAGCUAAUUCACACGUUACCAACAAAGAAACUCAAGCGGACAAAGAUAUAUCAUUUUCACAAAUUGAUCCAGAAUUUUUGGCAGCUCUACCAAAUGAAGUUAAAAACGAAGUCAAAAACUAUUGUGACUUGAAGAAAAAACAAAAAAAUAUUCAGCCAGAAGAAAAAAUAAAUAAUAAUUUUGGCACUAGAGGGUGGAAUAUUUUCGAAAAUGAAAAAAAAUCUAACAAAAAUGUAAAAUUAAAAUCAGGAAGAGGUAGAGGGCGACCAAGAAAAAAAAUUCCAGUUUUUCCAACUAAAGUUAUAAAAGAAACUGAACCAACUUCAAAUACAACCAAAAUGCAGACAGUAGAAAAUAUUUUACCUGAAGAAAAUGAAAACCCUGCAGCAUUAAAUUGCACUUUUCAUUUUGAUCGUUCGAAUGGAAAUUCAGAGCACUCUGAAAUUUUAUCUGAUUUGGUGAAUUGUCUUCUCGCGCUUCCGAUUUCUCAGAUAAAACGACAAAUUAUGGACUGGAUAAGUAAUAAUACCGAUGUAAACGACGUCGACUUCCUUUCCAUGACUACUUUUCUUGGUACUCUACCACGAAAAAAUCGUCUUCCAGAUCUCUAUGUACUUUUAAAGUGUCUACGCAGAUCUGUUGUUGAAAGAGAGAGUUGCAUCUGGCAUGAGUCUUAUAAAAAAAUGUUGAAACACAUUCAGGAUCGCGUGCGCGAGGAAUAUUCUUAUGGAUUGAUGAUUCCUGAUGAAAUUGAGUGUGAUAAGUGCAACAAUAGUAGUACGUGA